AUGAAUGUGCCAACGAUUAAAACGGAUUCGGAGGUGGACCUUCAGACGCAGAGUACCUCUCGUCUCCAGCCGAGGAGAAGCACUGGAACUCCUAAAAAGUCUGUGGCCUCAAAGCUAUGGGACUUAUUGCAGCCCCUAGCGAGAUUAUGGGGACUUAUAACUGCCGUUGUGAUGAGCGGGGCCGGCACAGAAUUACUGGUUCUAGGGUACGACGUAGCCCCCGGUCUGCUCGUGGGUGCAGCUCUAGUCCUGAUCCUGGAGACGAUGUGGGUGGCAGCAUUGUUCGUGGACCUGCUCUGCAGACGAGGAGAGUACACCCUUUCAUUGCGGUGCUGGGAUUUCAUGCGGUGGUCCUGUGGCCGCGCCCGCGCUGCCAUGUACGCUUGUGGCGCCACCGCACUGCUGUUUGCUCAUCUCACACUGUUCGCUACUAUUUCAGGCGGCAUGCUCCUAGUCCUAGCAGCGCUGAGAGCAGCAGUGCCAUUCUCCCCGUACGCGACACAUGGACCUCACUCCCCGAGGGCUGGCAGCUCACUACUGAGCCAGCAUGACUCGCCGCUACCUGACGUGUUUUACAACGCGGCACAUACUGAAGAAGACAGAUCAGAAGAGAUGACAGUUCUGGAUAUGAGGACCACGGACAGAUCGCGGUCAACGACCCCGAAACCACCACUACUGAACUUUGAUUCGUGA
Messenger RNA from Spodoptera littoralis (African cotton leafworm), 693 nucleotides. NCBI's taxonomy places the organism in Eukaryota, Metazoa, Arthropoda, Insecta, Lepidoptera, Noctuidae. The record is from the annotation of a GenBank genome assembly.